CGCGCGGGUUGUCCGCGCACAACAGAGUGCGUACGGUGAUUCGUGUCGUGUGCGCGGGUAUCGACGCGUUUCCUAGGUUUCGCGGCGAUCGAAUGACCGAUCGUCGUCGAUUCGUGAAACGGUCUCGAGCGGGUCACGGGUCGCUCUCACCGGGGCUGCUCUGUGUUCAGUGAUACAACUAUAGUGCCGGGUACGAGAAGGAAAAAAAACGUCCGAGCCGUAGAGGUGUUCGAAGCGAGUACGUAGUUGGUGUUUGUCGAGGAGCAGAGAAAAAAAGUUAUGUUCAUCGAGGAGAAGUGAGAGGACGAGAUCGCCGAAGGAAUCGACGUACCGAGAAUAAACGUCGUGUCGUCGAGCGACCGAUUGCUCGAUAACGAAGAGAAUGCCACGGAAGCAAAGUCAUUGCCGAAUUAUCCGGGGGAGACGCGUCGUUAGUGUAAUUUAAUCGAUUCGAAGGUGGACGAACCGCUUGGAGGAUAAAAUAGUAGGGAAUCUCGUGGUCGAUUUAGGCCGAGAGAGAAACAGAGAGAGAGAGAGAGGGGGAGAGAAGAAGAGAGAAAAGUGUAUUGCUAUCCGAAAGGUGUCGAGAAAACCAUCGAAGGGGGAAAAGCGAUAUCGAGAGAUAAUCUACGAAGAGAAGGAAGAGGAUCCAAGUAGGCCGGUGUGGUCUGCACAGCUUCCUGUAUUCGUCGUAGGUGUUUUUACGCGUACGGUGUGGAUCGAUAGGUGUCUCGCGAGCUCCGGUCGGUUGGUCGACAACGUUCGUGCCGGCAAGAACGAGCCCGUUGGCGUUCGAGAACGGCGAGGACCGACUUCUGGGAACGAACGGACAGACGAAGAACAUCCCCCUCCCGCCCCGUGAAUUUAUGGGGGACUUUAGCGCGACGAGUCUCUUCUCGAACUCUUUGUCCGCCACGACGAAAUCGUCGAUCGGUGGUAUCAGCGCGAACAACGCCGUAACCGUGACGACCUCGACGAUGCAGGACGAUCUGUUGAUCGAGAAACAGGCUACCGGUAAGACCGCGCCGUUAUCGCCGAGCACCGGCUUGGAUACCGUGGUCGGACAGGAGAAGUCGAAAGACUCGGUCGAGGUCGAGAGUAUCGCAAUCACGCCGACGACGCCCUCCUCCACCGAGAAAGACAUCACAUGCAACACAGGCUCGGCUCUUCAGGGCUUCACCGAUCCCAGCAGGGUGCCUAGUCUCUGGUCCGCACCGGAUGACACCGGUCUGCACGCGUUGCCGGUCAAUGGAACCAUCGGCGCGUUUCAGAAUUUCCCGAGCGGCGGACCGACCGGUCUGUUCGCCGGCACCGCGACGGCUGUGUCCACGGGAGCUCGUCGCGCCAUUACCGCUAGUCAUAAUUUUCCUCAACAGCACGGAAACGCCGGUGCUCCCGGGAACAGACACGGUCUGCAGGUAACCUCUGCUCAACAGCAACAACAGCAACAACAACAACAGCAACAACAGCAACAACAGCAACAACAACAACAACAACAACAACAACAACAACAACAACAACAGCCACCGGCUACUUCGCAUCCAGGUGUUUACCUUCCGGGAAAGGGUUACGCGGCUUGGUCCGGUGGUCCGCAAGCACCUCAACAAUGGGGCGCCGGACCACAGGCAGCCGCGGUCGCGAGUAGCGGCCUUUCGCCGUGGAGUCGCGGUAGAUCGGUACCGAAUCUACCACCGUUGCACUCGUCGUUGCACGCCGCCGCCGCGGCAGCAGCCGCGGCUGGUCUGCAAGGUAGAAAACCGAGCCCGACGUUUCCCGGUCAUCCGGGACCCGCUGCUGCUCAUCCGUCUUGCAUCAGUCCGGUGAAAUUUCGACGGAGCAUCUCGUAUCCCGGCAAGGGCAACAUAUACCCGCCCCAACCGGCGCCUACCUUUGAGGUUACCGCUGCGGAUGAGAGGGAUUUGUUGCAGUUGCCGCCGUUCCAGCAAGAUCGCAUGACGGCCAAUGGAAACUCCCCGCUGGACAGCAUGAGAACUCUGGAGCAUUACCUGAGCGAUAUCAUGAGAACCGGUGCCACAGAUACCCCGGAACACGUGAAGGGAUACAUAAACUGCAAUGCCAGCACCUUGCAGUCCCUCGCACAGCUACACGGCAAAUCACCGUUCUUCCCUAGUCUCGACGAGCAGAGCGGAACCCUGCUGGAGGAUCCGAACGCGCCGAAUCAGCUGGACGGCGUCGGUGUCGGCGUCGGCGUCGGCGUCGGCGUCGGCGUCGGCGUCGGAGUUGGCGUCGGUGUGGGAGUCGGUGGCGGAAUAACCGGCUCCCAGGUGGCACCGCUCUCGUCGCCGAGCCGAAGCAGUCCUCACAGCCAGGGUAGCGAGACCGGUGAACGCUUUUCUAGAAAAGUAUUUGUCGGUGGAUUACCGCCGGACAUCGACGAAGAAGAGAUCAAAGCCAGUUUUCGUCGUUUUGGAUCGUUGGUCGUCGACUGGCCGCACAAAGCAGAGAGUAAAUCCUACUUUCCACCAAAGGGCUACGCUUUCCUUCUUUUCCAGGAUGAAGCUUCCGUGCAACAAUUGAUCGACGCGUGCAUCCAAGACGAGGAGAAACUGUAUCUGUGCGUAAGCUCGCCGACCACCAAGGACAAACCGGUACAGAUUCGACCAUGGCGGUUGAGCGACGCAGACUUCGUCCUGGACGCCUCGAUGCCGCUUGAUCCGCGGAAAACGGUGUUCGUCGGCGGUGUUCCACGACCGCUGAAAGCCGUCGAGUUGGCGAUGAUCAUGGACAGGCUUUACGGUGGCGUCUGUUACGCCGGUAUCGACACCGAUCCCGAGCUCAAGUAUCCGAAAGGAGCCGGCAGGGUCGCCUUCAGUAAUCAGCAAAGCUACAUAGCUGCCAUAUCCGCCAGAUUCGUGCAGCUCCAGCACGGUGACAUAGACAAAAGGGUCGAAGUUAAACCAUACGUUCUGGACGAUCAGAUGUGCGACGAAUGUCAAGGACAACGCUGCGGAGGCAAAUUCGCGCCGUUCUUCUGCGCCAACGUCACCUGCUUGCAGUACUAUUGCGAGCAUUGCUGGGCAACGAUUCACUCUCGACCGGGUCGAGAGUUCCACAAACCGUUGGUAAAGGAGGGCGCGGAUCGGCCUCGAGCCGUGCCUUACCGCUGGUGUUAACCCCAGCUGCGUUGUCCCUAAUUAUCUCGCAACCCUAGCUAAUUAACUACCACUUCUACGAAUCCCCCCUUCCUCUCGCGAGACUCCACCACCAAUCAUUACACUCUCCUCACCCACGCCAACACUCACCUUCCAGACCUGUCCAACAGUCCGCCUCACCUCCUCGAACACUUUACCACUUUAUCUAUCGAGACACAAAUCCGAUAUCAAUGUUUCUACUACUACCUACUCGAUCGUGUCGGUACUAGCACUACUCUACCUACUACCACUAUUAUCGCUACUACUAUUACUACUCCUCUAUCACUACUACCACAAUUACUAUUCUACUACGACAAGUUACUUCUACUCCACCGCUACUUGGACAUAUUUACCAGUUACUCGACGAAGAGAGAUAUCCAGCCGCUGUUCGUUCCCCGCCAGCCGA
Messenger RNA from Dufourea novaeangliae, 3558 nucleotides. It is a transcript of the gene orb2, whose product is annotated as cytoplasmic polyadenylation element-binding protein 2. Lineage: Eukaryota; Metazoa; Arthropoda; Insecta; Hymenoptera; Halictidae. The transcript is spliced from 9 exons. The record is from RefSeq and is a predicted model, not a curated record. Gene Ontology annotation, molecular function: mRNA 3'-UTR binding; ribosome binding; mRNA regulatory element binding translation repressor activity. Gene Ontology annotation, cellular component: neuron projection; nucleus; synapse. Bases 867 to 3134 code for a protein of 755 amino acids. Gene Ontology annotation, biological process: negative regulation of cytoplasmic translation.